This is a messenger RNA of Drosophila subobscura, 5524 nucleotides long. RefSeq lists its product as uncharacterized. The transcript has 5 exons. NCBI's taxonomy places the organism in Eukaryota, Metazoa, Arthropoda, Insecta, Diptera, Drosophilidae. The record is from RefSeq and is a predicted model, not a curated record. Bases 120 to 5090 code for a protein of 1656 amino acids.
UUGGGUCAUUCUUUUAGUUUUCGUUGAGUAGGCAACACCAUAAAUACAAUACACAAUAAAAUUUUCAUGUAAGUCUGGAAAUUUUGUUUGGAAUAAUCAGUUCGAACCGUUCGUGCGCCAUGGAUGAGGAUCAGUUGGAGCGAAUCGUGGCCAGGGCCAGGCUGGGCGCUGGUCCCAUACGACAGAUGUUCAUGCGACACUUUGUUUCGGGCGGCACAGAGCAGGAUGCCUUCUUCGACUGCCAGAGCUUCAGCGAGGACUGUGAGAGCCGCCGGGAGCGGGAGCGGGGCGUGGGCCACGACUCGGACGCCAUGCGCUGUGCCCUGGAACGGACCGCCACAAACAUCCAAAUGAUGUUGAACAGCCUGGAUGAGAUGUCGCCUCCGAAUCGGCCCAUCGGCUUCACCCUGGAGAUAACCACCGCCCUGGCGGUCAACGAUGACCAGCGACCGGGCGCAAGCGGACGCAUCACUGGCCAACCGGUGACCGUGCACAUGCCCCUGCAAUUCGAUCCGCGCACCAGACAAUUGACCUCCAAGUGCCAGGGGCAGCAGCAGCACCAGAUGCAGGCCUCCAUUUGUGGCAGCAGAGCCCCCAGUCCGACGAGACAUGGCACAGAUUACCCAGCUCUGACGUACUUGCAGGACGAGUGCCGAUGCCGCAACAACACCUGCAACAACAACCGCUCCCGCCCCCAGGAUAUCCAGACCGACCAAUCGUACCUACAGAAGCACAGACAGCAGUCGCCAGUGAGCCUGAGCUGCCCAGCAGGAGGAGCAGGGACAGGCUAUCACAGGCCAUCCCAGACGGAGACCUCGUAUCUGCGCGACCACAAGAAACCACAGUUUAAAGAUGCCCAGGACAACCAAUCAGAGGGUAACCACAGCAGCCAGGACUCGCAGACGGAGUCCUCCUACGUGAACGAUCAAUACAAACGGCAGCGGGACAAGCUCACGCAGGAGCGGACAUCACAGACCCAAAUGCUGCAUCCCACACAGCUCAUGCCAUGCGAUAAUCAACAGGAUGGUAACGAAACGAUCUACACUACGGCAAGCAAUCCAAACAGCAAUCGCGGGCCAUGUCCAUGCAAUUCGAGUGCCACAACAUCGGAGUUCUACCACACGCCCUGCCAGAGCACAGUUCAAUCCACGCGGCAUGCGGCAUGUGGCUGCAGUCUGCAUAAUUAUUUGCCCAGAUCAGAGAUGGACAACAGGCCGCCGUUUGCCUGUGAUCCGCGACCCAUGACCUGCCACGAUUGCCUCUGUGGCGGCCAGCAUCAGAGCGAUUUGCCGCCCUGGACACCGAAUCCGAAUGCCCAGCAUAUAGCCGUGUCGAGUGCGGAGAACAGCUGCGGCUGUCCGUGGGCAGCGAACAACGAGGAGGAUACCUCGUACCAGAGUGCGGCCACCACUUGCUUCACUCAGAACUCAGAAUCCAAGGCCACGACACUGGCACUACACGGGAAUCCUUGUUCAACGGCAACCAGUGCUUGUCCCAUUACGAGCACCAUCGACUUAUGCCUGUCGAAGGGUUCAUCCAAGGGCUUCAAGAGCUUCACUACGUGGGUUGAUAGAGCGGAUACAUGCGCGAAUAGUGCUUGUCCUGUCACCAGCACCAUUGGUAUGUGCUCCUCGACAGCACUGGCUGAGUCUGCAACAACCAAGGAAGUCAGUAAUAUCAUGAUUUGUGGCACCAAAACGGAUUCUAGCAAUGAUGCCAUAUGCACUUCGAAUACUUUUGCAGGUGCCUGCCCAUCGAAGACCAUUUUAGAUCCUUGCUCAUCGAAGUCUCUGCCAGAUCCUUGUGCACCAAAGUUCAUUGCAGAUCCCUGUUCAUUGAAGUCUCUGCCAGAUGCUUGUGCAUCCAAAGCCUUUGCAGAUCCUUGCUCAUUGAAGUCUCUGCCAGAUCCCUGUUCAUUGAAGUCUUUGCCAGAUCCUUGUGCAUCAAAGUCCAUUGCAGAUCCCUGUUCAUCGAAGUCUCUGCCAGAUCCUUGUGCAUCAAAGUCCAUUGCAGAUCCCUGUUCAUUGAAGUCUCUGCCAGAUGCUUGUGCAUCCAAAGCCUUUGCAGAUACUUACCCAUCGAAGGUCGACACAAAUCCUUGUUCAUCCCGUGGCUUUGCUGAUCCCACCUCAUCGAAGGCGCUCUUUAAUUCGUGUAUAUCCAAGGCAGUUUCGAAUCAUUGCCAUGCAGAUCCCAGCUCCACAAAUGCCAUGGCAUUCCACAUGGACACGCGGGUCAUUGAAGCAACUUGUGGCACCCAAACCAGCGUGCUGCCUCUGGUUGGAACUUCGGGCAAUUUGGAGGCCGAAGGUUCAGACGUGAGCAACCAAGAGAACAGCUACACGACCUCCGGCACACAAGGAUUACCACCGGCGUUUGGGUGUGAUGAUCAGACCUCGGGCACCUCUCGAUCGCGCUCCGUCGUCAACAAGAUCACCUGUUUGUGCUCCUCGGACCAGAAAUCGAUCUACAACAACCGCUUCGAGAAGGGUCCACGAGAAGAGGGCCACGUCCAGUACGGGGAUGAGCUCAUGCGGGAGAAUUCCGAUCAUUGCAACAUUUGUGAGGUGUGUCCACCGCCCCACGAUCCCAUGCAGUCCAUUGGCAGCUCUGUGCGCGGUGCAGCACCCGCCAAGCCACUGUCCAUCAAGUGCGACAAGUCCACGUGCACGUGCACCUCCCGGUGCCGGUCCAAGGGCAAAAUGAAGAGCCAAUCGAAGCAACAGUCCCGCCACGCGCCGCAGAGCUCCAAGCAGGUGUUCCUGGAGGAUCAGGACGUGUUUCGCGACUGCGCCUCGUUCAACUCCAACGUCAAGUCUGUCAAGUCGAAGAGCAGCCGCAGAUUGUCCUACGCUGAUGCUUCAUCAUCGCUGCCGAUCAUCACCAGCUGCUACAGCAAGGCCCAAGGUGCGCCUAACACGACGGCUGUGUGUCCGUGCGGCGUCUGUGGUUUGUCACAGAUUGACUGCAAGCACUCCAGGAUCGACACAUCUGGAACGUGCAUCGGCGUUUGCGGCCAGGACAAUGAGGAGGCGGCACUGUGGAGCUGUUACGAGCCAUCCAUUCAGAUGAAGAGCCGCAGCGACGCCCAAUGCAUGGAGAUAAAGAGCAGCAACGACGCCCAAUCCAUGGAGAUGAAGAGCUGCUACGAACCAUCAUUGGACAAGCAGAGCGAGUCCGGCUACUUUCGCUCGCCGGACACAUCGGCCUACACCGAGUACACGGAUGCCCCCUGCAAGGAGGUGGUGGUGGAAAGCCGCAAGGAGCGCAUCAUGGACAUGGUGCAGCAGCUGAGCGAUGCCGCUGACUGUGACUGCAACGAGGAUCGUCCGGCCAUGAUACAGAAUCUGUUUCGGGAGCUGGCCCUCAUGCUGCGCAUGGAGGAGGAGCGUGCCGUCGCCCCGCAGGACGAAAUAAAGACACAAAAGCCUACCUUCGAGGAGUGCUGCGCCAUCCAGCAGCAGUGCGACCCCCAGCCAGUCGACGAGAAUGUCAAAGGCACAAAGGAACGGCGCCGCAUUGAGUGCUUCGAGACGCUGGACGAUGCCGUGCGCAAGUGCUUCAUGAAACAGGAAACCAAACAGCUGCCAGAGGUGGAGAUCUAUGCACUCGAAGAGGACUCGGAUUCGGAUAGAGAAGAUGCCUGUGCCCGGUGGCUGCCUUCUGCGGAAUCAACCAUAUUCAAGGAUGUGGAAGGUCAGGGAUGCGGCAACGAUGACGAGUUCCUGGACCCGAAUAGCCAACGCCAUCUCCUCGAACAGAUGACAAAGCUAGUGAGGGAACCCAGUCCUGAAGAGUGUGACAUGUGUGUGGAGAUCUUGCAUCAAGUUGUAGAGCCCUGCCGCAGUUACGAUCGCAAUAAAUUCGAUGGCGAUUCAUGUGACAAAAUGGCGGAACCCCAAACCCCGCCCAAGGAGGCUAAAGUGAUGCCUUCGAAUAUCAAAGUGGUGCCGGAUAAAGUGGCACCCAAAGUGCCUUCGAAUAUCAAAGUGGAGCCGGAUAAAGUGGUUCCCUGUGCCUCUCAAGAUAAAACUUUGGCCAAACUAGACAAAGGCAAUUCCGACGAAUAUUGCCCUCCACAGUAUCAAAGCUCAAAGAUUGAGCCCUGCCCAACGAUUACGCCAGCACCCAGUCAAGUGCCCAGUGCCAUGAAGACAGAGGUCUGUGUGACGGUGGAGAAUUACAAACAGACGGAAUCCAGCACCUCUGUGGAUAAAGGCAAGAAGAUCGAAAGCAAGCAGGAAUCGUGCACCUCUGUGGAUAAAGCCAAGAAGAUCGAUAGCAAGCAGGAGCUCUGUGCCACGGAUUUGGGCAAUCUCCUGCCCGAUGGACCACUAAGUCCAGAGGCACGCCAGCUGUGCGAGAAGCUGCUGCGCCAGGCCCUGGUGGACUGUGGUGCCUGUGAUAAGCUGGCACCAUCUCAGUCGUGUCAGAGCUCAGAGGUGGCAGCCAGAUCAUAUGAAGACCCAAAAGGAGCAGGGCACUGCCAGUGCUGUCAUUGUCGUGCCCUCAAGUCCGAAAGAGAAUGCAGAACCGUGUCCAAGACUCUGCGUGCGGCCAUGUGCGAUCCAGCUUGUGAAAUGAAAUACUUUAUCGACUCUAUGAUUGUGGACUUGGAGGUCAUGGACCAUGUGCUGGACAACAAAAAGGCAAAGGCCAAGGAUGUAAGGGCAAAUUGCUUGGGCAAUGCGCUGGGAGCAGGCUUCCCCGUGACCAUCAGCGCUGUCUCCAGUUUGGGCUGCACCGCUCUCUACAUCAAAUGGGAUGUGCAGGACUGUGCCGGCAUUGCCGGAUACGAGAUUUACGUGGAUGGAAAUUUAAGGAGUCGCCUUUACAGCUACCGACACGAGGCAGCUGUGGUGGGAUGUGUGGACGUCACAAAGGGACAUCAGAUUGUGCUGCGGGCCCAGGCAAUAGGCCAGGACUUUCCAGGCGAUGAUCUGCCCGUGGGCAACUGCAAAACGGUGGUACAUACCAGCCAUCCGGAGAUGUUGGUCGGAGCCAAGAGACCCUGGUCGCCCAGCAUCUACUUCUAUGAUCCCAGCAUGGGCAUCAGGCAGGCGCCAGGCGCCAGGCGCGAGGCGAGCUAGUCAAACAUAAAUCAGAUAUCACAAUGGGUUGGGGAGCAGCAAUGGUUGACUCCCCACACGAUCCCACAUGCGCAUCAAAUUUUUAGCUUGUACAUAUAGGAUUUACUUACAUGAGAGAUAUUUUGUUCAGAGUUGUUUUGUUAUGUAGAUCCCCGCGCAAAAAAGAGAAGGGAGAGGCGUGUAGACCCUUUGCGCUUAAGGAAUUGAUUUGAUUGGACUAGAAUUGUAUUUGUAGUGCUUUAAAUAGUGCCUUAAAUUAUAAUCGUAUUUAUUAAGCAGAAAGAGCGAGAGAGAGCAAUGCAUUGUACAUGAAUCGAUAGAAUUGAUAGUACCCUAAGAUACCCUUCGGGGGCCCUUCACACGUUAGUUGACACAACACCAAAAUCAUUUUGAAUAAAAAACCCAAGAAUCUCAAUGUUAGAGAUGCCAAUAAA